AUGCUGUCCUCGGUUAUUACGAAAAAACUGGUGGCUGGCUUGUGCCAGACAGGAUGGAGACCUGCGGUCACUGGACUGGUACCAACCCGUUGUUACCGUGGCGAUGCACCGGAUGAUGCCAAAACUGAUCUAAUUGAGAUCCCCUUGCCUCCUUGGGAAGAAAAAUCCGGAGAGCCCAUUGACAUCAAAAGACGGCGCUUGCUCUAUGAGAGUCGUAAAAGGGGCAUGUUGGAAAACUGCAUAUUGCUCAGCCUUUUUGCCAAACGAUACCUGAAUACGAUGAGUGAGAGCCAGCUGCAGCAGUAUGACAGACUGAUUAACGAACCAAGUAAUGACUGGGACAUAUACUACUGGGCAACAGAGGCACAACCCACGCCAGACGUUUACCAAGGAGAGAUCAUGGAUAUGCUGAAAGAGUUCACAAAGAAUCGUAAUCAGGAACAGAGGUUGGAUGCACCGAGCUUGGAAUACCUGGAAAAGGAAGCCUAA
Molecule: messenger RNA, 489 nt
Organism: Nerophis lumbriciformis (worm pipefish)
Lineage: Eukaryota; Metazoa; Chordata; Actinopteri; Syngnathiformes; Syngnathidae
Source: RefSeq, a predicted model, not a curated record